This is a messenger RNA of Aspergillus alliaceus, 1475 nucleotides long. Its product is annotated as NAD(P)-dependent alcohol dehydrogenase. The transcript is spliced from 2 exons. Gene Ontology annotation, biological process: D-sorbitol catabolic process. Gene Ontology annotation, molecular function: L-iditol 2-dehydrogenase (NAD+) activity; zinc ion binding. The record is from RefSeq and is a predicted model, not a curated record. The coding region runs from base 274 to 1422 and encodes 382 amino acids. Lineage: Eukaryota; Fungi; Ascomycota; Eurotiomycetes; Eurotiales; Aspergillaceae.
UAAUAUUAUCGGCGCGCCGUAUUAUCAAUUGGUGGUUGACCGUCUGCUUUGCGCUAUCAGGAUCCUCAGUGACAUUCAAGUUGGGUCGGACUGAAAAUAUUUCAAUGUUCCUUUCCCCUUUUCCCUUUUUGAAUCCUGGAGGGGCACCUCUGUUGGGCAGCUAUUAAAGCUUGUCGGCUCCCCGACUCUCUUUGCUUGUUCCUCUUGUUCCGCUCCUUCACUUCUCUCAAAGCCCUCUUGCCGUGAAUACCUUGACCCCUUUCUUUGUACACCAUGGCUUCCGCAACUGUUCUCGACCAGCCCAACAUUGGUGUUUACACUAACACCAAGCACGAUCUCUGGGUCGCAGAAUCAAAACCCACGCUGGAGGAGGUGAAGAGCGGCGAGAGCUUGAGGCCCGGUGAAGUGACCGUCCAAGUCCGCAGCACUGGAAUUUGCGGAUCCGACGUGCAUUUCUGGCAUGCUGGUUGCAUUGGUCCCAUGAUUGUCACGGGAGACCAUAUCCUGGGUCACGAGUCCGCCGGUCAAGUGAUUGCCGUUGCCUCCGACGUUACACACCUCAAGCCUGGCGAUCGUGUCGCCGUAGAACCCAACAUUCCCUGCCACGCCUGCGAGCCUUGCCUGACGGGACGUUACAAUGGUUGUGAAAAGGUGCUGUUCUUGUCCACUCCUCCAGUGGAUGGUUUGCUGCGUCGCUAUGUCAAUCACCCAGCGGUCUGGUGUCACAAGAUCGGCGACAUGAGCUACGAGGAUGGAGCCAUGUUGGAACCUCUUAGUGUGUCUCUUGCGGCCAUUGAGCGAAGCGGGCUUCGCUUGGGUGACCCUGUGCUGGUCACUGGUGCUGGCCCCAUCGGUCUGAUCACCCUCCUCAGUGCCCGCGCCGCGGGAGCCACCCCCAUUGUCAUCACCGAUAUCGAUGAGGGCAGAUUAGCAUUCGCCAAGUCGUUGGUCCCCGACGUUAUCACCUACAAGGUGCAGACCAACCUCUCUGCUGAGGAUAACGCCGCCUGCAUCAUCGAUGCUUUCAAUGAAGGCAAUGGCUCCGCCCCUGAUGCCCUGAAGCCCAAGCUGGCGUUGGAGUGCACGGGUGUGGAAAGCAGUGUCGCAUCCGCUAUCUGGAGCGUCAAAUUCGGCGGCAAGGUCUUUGUAAUUGGCGUGGGCAAAAAUGAGAUGACGAUUCCGUUCAUGCGUCUGAGCACCCAGGAGAUCGACCUCCAGUACCAGUACCGCUACUGCAACACCUGGCCCCGUGCCAUCCGUCUUGUGAAGAACGGGAUUAUCGACUUGAAGAAGCUUGUUACACACCGCUUCCUCUUGGAGGACGCUAUCAAGGCUUUUGAGACUGCUGCAAACCCUAGGACGGGAGCUAUCAAGGUCCAAAUCAUGAGCAACGAGGAAGACAUCAAGGCCGCUUCGGCUUAAAUCAUUCGCUACUGAAACGAAUCAAGUCUCGGUGUUAAAGGUAGCCAUUCACG